Molecule: messenger RNA, 1037 nt
Organism: Eucalyptus grandis
Lineage: Eukaryota; Viridiplantae; Streptophyta; Magnoliopsida; Myrtales; Myrtaceae
Product: ethylene-responsive transcription factor RAP2-3
Exons: 2
Coding region: 154-885 (243 amino acids)
Biological process (GO): regulation of DNA-templated transcription; ethylene-activated signaling pathway
Molecular function (GO): DNA-binding transcription factor activity; DNA binding
Source: RefSeq, a predicted model, not a curated record
ACCGCCCCUCUCCCUCAAAUUGUGUUUAUAAAUCGCUCCCUACACCACUCUCAAUUCCUCCGUUCACACCAUCGUCGUUUCGCUCCUGGUUUCGACUCAUCUCUCUCUCUCUCUCUCUCUCUGUCUGAUGAGCUUUCUCUCCCUUGGUGCGUGAUGUGUGGAGGCGCCAUCAUUUCCGACUUCGUCGAGGAGCGGCUCGACCGCCGCCGCCCCGGGAGCUGCCGCCCCGAGAGGAAGCUGACCCCUCACGAGCUCUGGUCCGAGCUCGACCCCGCCUCCGACCUCCUCAGCCUCGACGGCCCCGUGGCCCAAGGCCACCCCAACCCUUUCUCUCUCGUCGCAAACCAACUCAACCAAGUGAUGAAGAGUGAAGAGAAGAACACUGAGGAGGCGGGUCACGGACACGUGUCGGAGACCCAGAAGAGCCAGAGCAAUGGCCGGAGCCAGAGGGCUCGCAAGAACGUGUACAGAGGGAUCCGGCAGAGGCCGUGGGGCAAGUGGGCCGCCGAGAUCAGGGAUCCCCACAAGGGCGUCCGCGUCUGGCUCGGCACCUUCAAGACCGCCGAGGAGGCGGCGCGGGCCUACGACGAAGCCGCCAAGCGCAUCCGCGGCGACAAGGCCAAGCUCAACUUCUCCGGCCCCCCGGCCCCGGCCCAGCCGUCAGCUAAGAAGAGGUGCGUGGCUCCUGACGAGCCGAAGGAUGAGGCCGGAGCUGCAGGAUGUGAGCUGAAGGAGCGGAUCGCCAGCUUGGAAUCUUUCCUGGAGCUGGAGCCAGCCGAGGAGCCGCUCGAGCCGGGCACCGGGCCGUCCCCGGCUGAUCUCUGGAUGCUCGAAGACCUCGUCACUCAUCACCAGCACCGUUUCGAUAACCAGCUUGUUUAUUAGAUAAUAACUGAGUUUGAUCACUGAUCAUGGUACUUUAAACUCGUGUUCUAGCUUUGGGAUGCUUAACUAUGCCAUGUUUUAGACGUGUAAGAACCGUUGUGCUUUCGAGUGCCAUUAAUACAGUACCAAGUAUCGUAUCGUCGUCCUGUACA